AUGUAUACUUUCAGAUUCGAAAUAACCGAAGUGGUUGAUCUGACCCUGCGCACAGUCGGUGGCCAAGGAAUCGCAUCAGGUUUUCGAGAUGCCGCGUCCCUAGCCUGGCGCCUUGCUUUACUUUGCCGCCAGAGUGGACACAACCCUCAAAGGCACAAACCUGUUCUCAAAAGCUGGUGUCUGGAGCGCAAGCAGCAGCUAGAGCGAUCUCUCGCUUCGACUAUUGCAAAUGGAAAAUUCGUCUCGGAGGCAAACCCGCUGAAGAUAUUCCUCCGCUCCUGCUACCUGUUCAUCAUGAACCUGGUCCCUAGCUGGCGACGACAGCUGCGACUCGGUCCCAGGAAGGACGGCAUGGUCCGCUACCAGUUCUCGCCAGGGAUGCCCUUCAUCCCCGAUCUCAACGGGGGAUUAUGUCUCCCUCAGGUGUACUGUAAGUCUAGUGCCGGGGAGGUUUUCUUCACGGACGAUAUUAUUUUCAAUCCUUCCAAGAAGGGACUCUUCCAAUUGCUUGUUUAUCUUCAAGUGCCUAGUGAGCUUGCGUCCGCUAAAGAUAUAAUAUCCGCUAUUGAGGGAUUUUCACGAGGCGAAAUUCGCAUCGACGAAGCCACAUAUAUUAUUGAGGACCAAAAUUGGAAGUCAACUGGCGGGCAGGACGUGAAAUCAGUGUAUCAACUGGCAAGCGCGGCGGAGUUCGCAGAGUCUUUGUUAUGCGGCGGACGCCCUGAACCACGUUACUAUGAUAUGCAGUACCUUGGGAAAGCACUGGGAGGUAGCAAGUAUGUGAUUGUCCGCCCAGAUCGGUUCAUAUUUGCUGCGUGCAGUAACCUCGAGGAGAUUGAGAGGGCGGCUAGAGAAGCGGCGGAAUACCUACACACCUAA
Aspergillus puulaauensis is the source of this 879-nucleotide messenger RNA. RefSeq lists its product as uncharacterized. NCBI's taxonomy places the organism in Eukaryota, Fungi, Ascomycota, Eurotiomycetes, Eurotiales, Aspergillaceae. The transcript has a single exon. Bases 1 to 879 code for a protein of 292 amino acids. The record is from RefSeq and is a predicted model, not a curated record.